This is a messenger RNA of Pterocles gutturalis (yellow-throated sandgrouse), 1452 nucleotides long. RefSeq names its product serine hydroxymethyltransferase 1 (soluble) (gene SHMT1). Lineage: Eukaryota; Metazoa; Chordata; Aves; Pterocliformes; Pteroclidae. The record is from RefSeq and is a predicted model, not a curated record. Gene Ontology annotation, cellular component: cytosol; nucleus; cytoplasm. Gene Ontology annotation, biological process: folic acid metabolic process; protein homotetramerization; tetrahydrofolate interconversion. Gene Ontology annotation, molecular function: serine binding; pyridoxal phosphate binding; protein homodimerization activity.
AUGGCAAACUCAGUGCAGGGCGAUGGGGGCCUCCCCAGUGCGGAGCUCUGGGCCUCCCACAACAAGAUGCUGGUGGAGCCGCUCGACAGCAACGACCCAGAGGUGCACAGCAUCAUCAAGAAGGAGAAGCAGCGGCAGAGGCUGGGGCUGGAGUUAAUCGCAUCAGAGAACUUUGCAAGCCGAGCGGUCCUCGAGGCCCUGGGAUCCUGCAUGAACAACAAAUACUCCGAGGGCUACCCAGGGCAGAGGUACUAUGGUGGGACAGAGUUCGUAGAUGAGAUGGAAAGGCUCUGCCAGAAGCGAGCUCUGCAGGCAUACGGGCUCAACCCCCAGAAGUGGGGUGUCAAUGUCCAGCCCUACUCAGGGUCACCUGCGAACUUUGCGGUGUACACGGCCCUGGUGGAGCCCCACGGCAGGAUCAUGGGGCUGGACCUGCCCGACGGGGGCCACCUCACCCACGGGUUCAUGACGGACAAGAAGAAGAUCUCUGCCACCUCCGUCUUCUUCGAGUCCAUGCCCUACAAGGUCAACCCCAAGACCGGUUACAUCGACUACGACCGGCUGGAGGAGAACGCCCGCCUUUUCCACCCCAAGCUGAUCAUAGCAGGUGUCAGCUGCUACUCGCGCAACCUGGACUAUGCCCGCAUGCGGAAGAUCGCCGACGCCAACGGAGCCUAUCUCAUGGCUGACAUGGCCCACAUCAGCGGCGUGGCUGCCGGCGUGGUGCCCUCCCCUUUCGACCACUGCGACGUCGUCUCCACCACCACCCACAAGACCUUGCGGGGCUGCAGGGCUGGGAUGAUCUUCUACCGUAAAGGCACCCGCAGCGUGGACCCCAAGACGGGCAAGGAAACACUCUACAACCUGGAGAGCCUCAUCAACCAGGCGGUGUUCCCCGGGCUGCAGGGCGGACCGCACAACCACGCCAUCGCAGGCAUCGCGGUGGCACUGCGGCAGGCCAUGACGCCCGAGUUCAAGGCUUACCAGCAGCAGGUGGUCGCGAACUGCAAGGCAUUGUCGGCGGCGCUGAUGGAGCUGGGCUACGACAUCGUCACAGGGGGCUCCGACAACCACCUGAUGCUGCUGGACCUGCGCAGCAGGGGCAGAGGCGGCCGGGCCGAGCGGGUGCUGGAGAUGUGCUCCAUCGCCUGCAACAAGAACACAUGCCCUGGCGAUGUCAGCGCCCUGCGCCCCAGUGGCCUGCGGUUCGGGACGCCAGCUCUCACCUCCCGUGGCUUCAGGCAGGACGAUUUCCGCAUGGUGGCUCAGUACAUCCACAGAGGGAUCGAGCUGACGCUGCGCGUGCAGAAGGACAUGAGCCCCAAGGCCACGCUGAAGGAAUUCAAGGAGAAACUGGAGGAGGAGAAAUACCAGGAGGAGCUGAAGGCACUGAAGAGAGAGGUGGAGGCGUUUGCAGCGACCUUCCCGCUCCCGGGGCUGCCUGUGCUGUAA